AUGCCUCGUCCUAAGAAGAGCUCUUCGGUCAGCAGAUCCCACCGUUCAACACUAUCUCUGUCCAAGACCGAGAUUACCAUUCAUGUCUAUGAUCUAUUACCACCCGGCCGAUUGUCGUCCAUUUUAUGGACAGUAGGCGCAUCGCUUCUUCAUUCAGGCGUUGUGAUCAACGGAAAGGAAUACGCAUACGGUGGACAUGAUAAGAGAGGCCUUACUGGUGUGUACUGGACAAAGCCUAGGACCGAACCGCCCGGAGGCACAUUCCGAUGUGAGAUCCUUCAUGGAUUUACACUUGCGACCGACCAAGAGGUUGAAUCGACACUCCGAACUGCUUCCGAAGAGUUUCUCGGUACCUCAUAUAACCUUUUGACAAAGAACUGCAACCAUUUCACAUCGUAUCUAUGCAAGAGGCUUACAGGACAGUCGGGCCCAUCAUGGUUGAAUCGUGCUGCUAGUAUUGGUGUCGCCCUACCGUGUGUAGUUCCGCGAGACUGGAUCGAGCCUCCCGAAUAUGAUACAAGCGAAGGGGCGCUCUUGGACGAUUACGACAAUUCGAAUGAGAACUCAACCAUGCUCCAGGCAACAACUCCCCAUUUGCUGACAGAAAGCAAUGAUACCAGUGACGCAGAGUGGGAUAGUGAAGAAGAGCGAAGGCGUGGCGGAAGCGGAAAAGGAAAGCAAGCGCUGCGCGACUCCGCCGGGCGCCGUUUACCUCCAGCUGAAAGGGUCUUACGGCGAUAG
Molecule: messenger RNA, 741 nt
Organism: Fusarium sp. VM40
Lineage: Eukaryota; Fungi; Ascomycota; Sordariomycetes; Hypocreales; Nectriaceae
Source: the annotation of a GenBank genome assembly